Molecule: messenger RNA, 3387 nt
Organism: Oryza brachyantha (malo sina)
Lineage: Eukaryota; Viridiplantae; Streptophyta; Magnoliopsida; Poales; Poaceae
Product: chaperone protein ClpB3, mitochondrial
Exons: 10
Coding region: 209-3151 (980 amino acids)
Biological process (GO): protein refolding; cellular response to heat
Cellular component (GO): cytoplasm
Molecular function (GO): ATP hydrolysis activity; ATP binding
Source: RefSeq, a predicted model, not a curated record
CUCCAACCUUCGAUUCUUCUUCUUCUUUCCCCUUCUCCAAGCAUCGCCAACCUUCUCCUUCUCCGGCCUUCGCCGCCGCCGCCGCCCACUUCGCCCUAAAAGCGCCGCCGCGAGAGCGCUCUCCGCGUCUCUCCUCUCCUCUCCCACUCGGGCGACCCUGAAACCCAGAACCCAUUGUGAUUUGUGAACCCCUCCCACUCGUCACGCGAUGUCACGCGCCGCCGUGACCAGGCUCUCGCGCGCCGCCCGGGCGGCGGCGCGGCGCCACGCUGUUGGCCGAGACCCCCUCCCCGUCCGCGCCCUCGCGCCGCUCGCUGGGGAUGCUUCCUCUGCCACCUCAGCCACCGCCGGUGGAGCGAGGAGGGCUGCGUCCGCGUGGUUCGCCCCGCCCAUGGGCCGGCUGCUGGUGCCGCCGCCGCCGUCCCGGCGACUGUUCCAGUACACGCAGCCGGCGAGGUACAGCACCUCGUCCUCGUCUCAGAUAACUCCAGGAGAAUUCACUGAGAUGGCCUGGGAGGGGGUUGUCGGUGCGGUUGAUGCAGCAAGAAUGUCGAAGCAACAAGUAGUGGAAGCAGAGCACCUGAUGAAAGCUCUUCUGGAGCAGAAGGAUGGUUUAGCACGCAGAAUAUUUUCAAAAGCUGGAAUAGAUAACACAUCUGUCCUGCAAGCUACUGAUGAGUUCAUUUCUAAACAGCCAAAGGUUAUUGGUGAUACAAGUGGGCCAAUCAUAGGGUCAAGUUUCGUAUCAAUUUUGGAUAAUGCAAGGAAGUAUAAGAGAGAGUAUGGUGAUGAGUUUGUAUCUGUUGAGCACAUAUUGCGAGCAUUCACAGCAGAUAAGAGGUUUGGACAGCAGCUGUUCAAAGAUCUGAAAAUUGGGGAGAAUGAAUUGAAGGAAGCUAUCUUGGCUAUACGUGGCAGUCAGCGGGUCACUGAUCAGAAUCCGGAAGGGAAGUUCCAGGCUCUAGAGAAGUAUGGUAUUGACAUGACAGAGUUAGCUCGACGUGGAAAACUGGAUCCUGUUAUUGGCCGGGAUGAUGAAGUGCGCAGAUGCAUUCAGAUCCUUUGCAGGAGAACUAAGAAUAACCCUGUAAUUAUUGGUGAGCCAGGAGUCGGCAAAACUGCUAUCGCUGAAGGAUUGGCUCAGCGUAUUGUGCGGGGAGAUGUUCCUGAACCUUUACAGAAUAGAAGGCUUAUUUCAUUGGACAUGGGAGCAUUACUUGCUGGGGCUAAAUUCCAUGGAGAAUUUGAAGGGAGACUUAAGGCUGUUCUGAAGGAGGUCACUGCCUCGAAUGGGCAGAUCAUCUUGUUCAUUGAUGAGAUUCACACUAUUGUUGGUGCAGGCGCAACAGGUGGGGCAAUGGAUGCUGGUAAUUUAUUGAAACCAAUGUUAGGCCGGGGGGAACUCCGUUGCAUUGGAGCAACAACAUUGGAUGAGUACCGGAAGUACAUUGAAAAGGAUGCUGCUCUGGAGCGUAGGUUCCAGCAGGUUUAUUGUGGUGAGCCAGCAGUUGAGGAUACAAUCUCUAUAUUGCGUGGCCUAAGAGAGCGGUACGAACUGCACCAUGGUGUCAAAAUAUCAGAUGGAGCUCUUGUUGCUGCAGCCGUUUUAUCAGAUCGCUACAUCACUGGACGUUUUUUGCCUGACAAAGCUAUUGACCUAGUUGAUGAAGCAGCUGCUAAGCUGAAAAUGGAGAUAACAUCGAAACCUAUUGAGUUGGAUGAGGUAGAUAGAGAAAUUAUAAGGUUUGAAAUGGAGAAGCUCUCACUGAAGAAUGAUACUGAUAAAGCCUCCAAAGAGCGACUGAGCAAGCUUGAAGCUGAUCUAGAAUCUCUCAAGCAGAAGCAGAAAAACCUUUCAGAACAUUGGGAAUAUGAGAAGUCCUUGAUGACUCGCAUAAGAUCAAUUAAGGAAGAGACUGACAGAGUUAACCUGGAGAUUGAAGCUGCUGAGAGAGAGUAUGACUUGAGCCGUGCAGCUGAGCUCAAGUACGGAACACUUCUGUCGCUACAAAAACAGCUUGAAGAGGCUGAGAAUAAACUCGUGGAAUUCCAGCAGUCAGGCAAGUCAAUGCUUCGAGAAGAAGUGACUGAUGUUGACAUUGCCGAGAUUGUUAGCAAGUGGACUGGUAUUCCAGUGUCAAACCUUCAACAAUCUGAAAGGGAAAAGUUACUGCUAUUGGAAGAUGUACUCCACAAGAGGGUUAUUGGCCAAGAUAUUGCAGUGAAAUCAGUGGCUAAUGCAAUCCGUCGUUCCAGGGCAGGCUUAUCAGACCCUAACCGUCCCAUAGCGAGCUUAAUGUUUAUGGGUCCUACAGGUGUAGGGAAGACCGAACUGGGGAAAACGCUGGCUGAAUUCCUUUUCAACACUGAGAAUGCUCUAAUACGAAUUGAUAUGAGCGAGUACAUGGAAAAGCAUGCCGUCUCCCGUUUGGUUGGCGCUCCUCCUGGCUAUAUUGGUUAUGAGGAAGGGGGCCAAUUGACAGAAGCUGUUCGUCGUAGGCCUUAUUCUGUGGUUCUUUUCGAUGAAAUUGAGAAAGCACACCAGGAUGUGUUCAACAUCUUACUGCAACUGUUGGAUGAUGGAAGAAUAACUGACUCUCAGGGCAGAACAGUCAGCUUUACUAACUGUGUUAUCAUCAUGACUUCGAACAUUGGGUCGUCAUUGAUUCUUGACACACUUAGAAACACAUCAGACAGCAAGGAGGCAGUUUAUGAAAUAAUGAAGAAGCAAGUGGUUGAGAUGGCUCGGCAGACAUUUCGGCCAGAGUUUCUGAAUAGGAUAGAUGAGUAUAUUGUGUUCCAACCGCUGGACACCACAGAGAUAAAUCGCAUCGUGGAGAUCCAGCUGAACCGAGUCAAGAACCGGCUGAGGCAACAGAAAAUUCAUCUUCAGUAUACACCAGAAGCUGUGGAGCAUCUUGGCUCUCUCGGCUUUGACCCUAACUAUGGCGCUAGGCCUGUGAAGAGGGUGAUCCAGCAGAUGGUGGAGAACGAGAUCGCCCUCCGUGUCCUGAAGGGCGACUUCAAAGAAGACGACACCGUCCUGGUUGACGUGAGCUCCAUGGCAAUCGCGAAAGGUCUUGCUCCACAGAAGAAGCUUGUCCUCCAGAGGUUAGAGAAUGCAAACCUAGAGUUUGUUGCCAAUGACUAGUACACGAAGGCAUCGCCAAAUCUUGUAUCAGGUUUGAGGUUCCUCUCAAAGAGUAGAUGCUUUCAGCAGCUGCAGGAGCUGAUAGUUCCACGUUUCCCCACUUCUGAGCUCUCUUCUGGCAUUUUAUGGAAGUCCUGUCCAGUGGGGGGAAAAAAGGUAACUUGCAAAGGACGAUAGUUUGAACUGUUCUGUAAAUACUAGUUUCUCCAGGCAUUGCAAUUUUCCCUUUGCUGCUA